AGCCCUUUGCACGUGCGCACUGAGUGUGCACUCAGAGCGAUCGAUCGGGUACGAUUCGAGCCUCCAUUUUUCUAGAAGAGAGCGGGAGACCGAGACCCUGAUCAGCGGCAGUCAGGGAAACUGUCAUCCUCUUCUGAAAAAUGUACAGAACCAAAGUGGGUUUAAAGGACCGCCAGCAGCUCUACAAGCUGAUCAUUAGCCAGCUGCUGUACGACGGUUACAUUAGCAUCGCCAAUGGCCUCAUCAACGAGAUCAAGCCCCAGUCUGUGUGUGCACCCUCGGAGCAGCUCCUGCAUCUCAUCAAGCUAGGGAUGGAGAAUGAUGAUACUGCAGUUCAAUAUGCCAUUGGUCGCUCUGACACGGUUGCCCCAGGCACGGGGAUCGACCUGGAGUUUGAUGCAGAUGUCCAAACAAUGUCACCAGAGGCUUCCGAGUAUGAGACCUGUUAUGUCACUUCCCACAAAGGCCCAUGCCGUGUGGCCACCUACAGCAGAGACGGGCAGUUGAUAGCCACAGGAUCGGCUGACGCCUCCAUAAAGAUCCUGGACACAGAAAGAAUGCUGGCCAAAAGUGCCAUGCCCAUUGAGGUCAUGAUGAAUGAGACUGCACAACAGAACAUGGAGAACCACCCAGUGAUUCGAACUCUUUACGACCAUGUAGAUGAAGUCACGUGUCUUGCUUUUCACCCAACAGAACAGAUCCUAGCCUCAGGCUCAAGGGAUUAUACUCUAAAAUUGUUUGAUUAUUCCAAACCAUCUGCAAAAAGAGCCUUCAAAUACAUUCAGGAAGCUGAAAUGUUGCGCUCCAUCUCUUUUCACCCUUCUGGAGACUUCAUCCUCGUUGGUACGCAGCAUCCCACGCUUCGCCUUUAUGACAUCAACACCUUCCAGUGUUUUGUCUCCUGCAAUCCCCAAGACCAGCACACCGAUGCUAUCUGCUCUGUUAACUAUAAUCCUAGUGCCAACAUGUACGUCACUGGCAGCAAGGACGGCUGCAUCAAGCUGUGGGAUGGCGUCUCUAAUCGCUGCAUCACAACCUUUGAGAAGGCUCACGACGGGGCGGAAGUCUGUUCUGCCAUUUUCUCCAAGAAUUCCAAGUACAUCCUCUCAAGUGGGAAAGACUCUGUAGCUAAACUCUGGGAAAUAUCCACAGGGCGGACACUGGUGAGGUACACAGGCGCAGGUCUGAGUGGACGGCAGGUGCACCGGACACAGGCUGUGUUCAACCACACUGAGGACUAUAUUUUGCUGCCUGACGAGAGGACCAUCAGCCUGUGCUGCUGGGACUCUAGGACGGCUGAGCGCAGGAACCUGCUGUCCCUGGGCCACAACAACAUCGUGCGCUGCAUAGUGCACUCCCCCACCAACCCUGGCUUCAUGACAUGCAGCGAUGACUUCCGAGCUCGGUUCUGGUACCGGAGGUCCACCACUGACUGAGCUGGCCCCAUUCCUAGGGUUCUUGUCUCAGGUCUGCCCUCCUCCCGUGUCCUCACCGGCUGUGGAAGUGAACAACUUGCACCAUCUGUGGCGGGUGUAUGGCCGCCCGGCUCCUGCCUUGGAUUUGUGUGUGGAAGCUCUUUUUCUUACCUUGAUGUAGAAUCCUGGUGGGAGAAGUUGGAAACAGACUUGUGCAGUUGUCCUGUCACAGUGAUUUCUAUGUGGUCUCCACCAGCUGAGAGAGUGCAGGACUUGGCAUGGCCUUCAUCUCUCGUUCCAGGAGAAGGACAGAGAAUGGAAGUACUUCCUGGGCCUCGGAGUCACACUUGUCACCUGGGCUGUCCCGCCCCCUCUAUAUAUUCUUUCAAGAUGCAUUUUGGCACACAAGGAGGGCUACAUCUCUGAGGACCUGGGUUCCAUGUGGAACCACCUUGCAGGGAUCCCAGUCCCAUCCUGAGGUGACAUCGUCCUGGUAAUAAAGCUCAGAUCCACAGCCUCACUGUCCCUCCUUCUUCACGUCAAUCAAAUGAAGGGUUUCUAGCCCCGUCUUCCAUCCCUGCAGCGCCCGCCCUCUUGGUACCAGCAGUGGUUGCUGUUAGGACUGUUGCCAGCCUGCAAGCCCAGGAGAGCUGGAAGGUUAGGAACCUACAGCCUUAGCUAAAUAGCAAGUUUGAGGCCAGCCUGGGCUACAUGAGCCCCAUUCUCAAAAAGAAAAAAGAAAAAAACAAACAAACAACCAAAUAGGUGCCAUAGCCCACACCUUAAUCCCAGCUCAGCUCUUGGGAGCCAGAGGCAGGUAGAUUUGUGUGAGAUCCUUGCCUGGUCUAAAUAGUGCCCAGCCAAACUAUAGAGUAAAACCUUGUCUCAAAAAAAGGAGGUAAUGAUCUGAUAGAUUGAGUCCAAGCCACAAGAGCCUGCUGUCCUCAGCCAGGGCUGUCCCCAGCUAGGGAUACCCAGGGCCCCACACUCCAGGGAGGUUGCUGCUGCACUCCAUCUGAUACAUUUUUCUCUCUCGAAGUGUCUGGGAAGCUGGCAGUGUUCUGUCUGUGUUAAGUCAAGUGUAGGCGACCCAGUCCUGCAUGACCCUCUUACUAACAAAGUCUGCUUUCUGUUUCUCCUGAAGAAGAAUCCCUCAGGACCUGGGCAGAGGAACCUGCAAACGGUGGUAGGUCACCGACUAAGCAGUGACCAGGCCCCCGGGAAGUCAGUCAUUCCUGAGUUGUGAGAACUUUGGCAUAAAAGGUCUGUUGCAGCCGAACCAUUGGGGAACCACUGGGUUUGUGGUGGUUGUCCUAGAGUUGUUUUUCUGUCCACAGGAAGUGUUCACUGGCCCUGGCCACCUGGGGGUGCUGCCCAUAGUUUCCAGGGCAGCUAGUGGACAGGACAAGGACAACCAGUUCUGUCUAGGCAAGCUUUGCAUCUCUUCCUCUGGUGUCCCCGGUGCUUUCUGGCUGUGACACGAGAGCAGACUUGCUACCUGUGCUCCCACCUGCACGCCCAGCACAAGGGGCCAGGGUGCUGCAGUCACUCAGGAAUUAAAAUAAGGCCAGAGACUUUGUGCAGUCUCUGGGAGCCUCGGAGCUGGUAGUUUGAGGGCUGGCAGAUGCAGGAUGGAGAUGCUCUUUUGUUUCCAAAACAAUCCCCUCCCACCCCCACCCCAAUCCCCGUACCUUCCUCUCUUCUUCCUUUUAAAAGCCACAUUAACAUUUGAGCUGGUACACAUGUCAGGAAUAUCACACAGACUCAUCCUCCUCACAGACCAUUUCGCUAACUAUACCACAUAACACCUGGCAUUCAAAUGAAGAAUUUAUAUCUGGUCAGGAUAACCUACCCCUUCUAUGUUGUUUUUUAAAGAUGUGAUUUCUAAAAUAAAUUUUUUUAUAUAACAGU
This is a messenger RNA of Mastomys coucha (southern multimammate mouse), 3326 nucleotides long. RefSeq names its product cleavage stimulation factor subunit 1 (gene Cstf1). Gene Ontology annotation, cellular component: mRNA cleavage stimulating factor complex. Lineage: Eukaryota; Metazoa; Chordata; Mammalia; Rodentia; Muridae. Gene Ontology annotation, molecular function: RNA binding; protein binding. Bases 141 to 1436 code for a protein of 431 amino acids. Gene Ontology annotation, biological process: mRNA 3'-end processing. The record is from RefSeq and is a predicted model, not a curated record. The transcript is spliced from 6 exons.